This is a messenger RNA of Vigna radiata var. radiata (mung bean), 1851 nucleotides long. RefSeq lists its product as uncharacterized. NCBI's taxonomy places the organism in Eukaryota, Viridiplantae, Streptophyta, Magnoliopsida, Fabales, Fabaceae. The record is from RefSeq and is a predicted model, not a curated record. The coding region runs from base 1 to 1851 and encodes 616 amino acids. Gene Ontology annotation, molecular function: RNA-DNA hybrid ribonuclease activity; nucleic acid binding. The transcript has a single exon. Gene Ontology annotation, biological process: DNA integration.
AUGCGAUUGAACCCAGCUAAGUGUACCUUCGGCGUGGCCGGAGGGAAAUUCCUUGGUUUCAUGCUCACCUCCCGGGGAAUUGAGGCCAACCCCGAUAAGUGCGAAGCUGUGUUGAAAAUGCCAAGCCCCGGUACACUCAAGGAGAUACAAAGAUUGGUCGGCCGGUUAACGGCGCUGUCCCGAUUCGUCCCAAAGCUAGCUGAACGCAUUCGGCCGAUUGUGAAGAAAAUGAAAAAGGACGCGCCGGGCAAAUGGGACGCAGAAUGUGAGCAAGCGUUUACUGAAGUAAAGGAGAUCCUAAUGAACCCCCCCGUUAUGAACAGACCAAUAUCAGGGUAUGAAUUGCAAAUAUACCUGGGAGUUUCGGAUACGGCGAUCAGCGCCGUCCUGACGCAAGAAGAACCAUCCCCCAAACUUAUAUAUUUCGUCAGCCGAACACUUCAGGAAACAGAAACCUGUUACCAGCAGGUGGAAAAAGUGGCUCUGGCACUCCUUCAUGCUUCCCGAAGGCUUCGCCAAUAUUUUCAAGGGUACCAAGUGGUGGUUAGAACUAAUCAUCCAGUGGCCAAAGUACUCAGGAAGCCCGACCUAGCCGGACGCAUGGUAGGAUGGGCCGUUGAAUUAUCGGAAUUCGGCCUCCGAUACGAACCAAGGGGCUCCAUUAGAGGCCAGCAUCUUGCCGAUUUCGUGGCCGAGUUACCGAUAACCGGAAGCGACCAGUGGAGUUUGUACGUCAAUGGAGCAUCCGGACGACAGAACAGCGGGGCAGGAAUCGUCCUGGAAGGACCGAACGGUUUUUUACUCGAAUACUCCUUGGUAUUUAAGUUUAAAGCGUCCAACAAUCAAGCCGAAUAUGAAGCAUUGGUGGCCGGAUUAGGACUCGCCAAGGACAUGGGAGCGCGAAACCUGGUGUGCCGGACAGACUCACAAUUGGUCGUGGGGCAAAUGAAUGGAGAAUUUCAGGUGAAGGAGGACCACCUACUUAAGUAUUUUCACCGGGCGUCAUCCUUGGCGGCGACCUUUGAUAAGGUGGAAAUACAACAUAUCCCCCGAGAGCAGAAUACACGGGCCGACAUGCUGUCGAAGCUCAGCUCUGGCAAAGAGAAAGGCCAACUCACAACCGUUAUCUGUCAGGUCUUACUCCAGCAGUCUGUAGAAUGCUACGCCCUAACAUCGACCGGCAGCGACUGGCGGGACGAGAUAAGGAGAUUAAUAAAGAAGCAAGAGGACGGACAAUCGGUUAAUUCGUCUGACUCAAAAAAGAUCGCCCGGUUUGUAAUAAUUGGAGACGACUUAUACAAGAGGGGCUUCUCCACUCCGCUACUGAAAUGCUUAUCACAGGAGGAGGCUCAAUACGUAAUGGACGAACUCCAUAAUGGAGUGUGCGGUUUCCACUACGGACGAAGAACGUUAAAAGCACGCAUUCUAAGGGCCGGGUACUACUGGCCGACCAUGGAGGAUGAUACCCGAAUGUUCACGCAACGAUGCCUCAGUUGCCAGGCGCAUGCCAACGACACACGAGUUCCUCCCCAUACACUUCAUUCCAUAACCUCCCCAUGGUCGUUCGCCCAGUGGGGCAUGGACAUCGUUGGACCAUUCCCCCAAGGCCAGGGACAGAAGCGAUUCCUUCUAGUUGCAGUAGACUAUUUUACCAAGUGGGUCGAAGCCGAACCCCUAGCAUCCAUCACCGCCAUGCAGGUUCAGAAAUUCUGUUGGAAGAUAAUAUGUAGAUUUGGUCUUCCCAAAGUUAUAAUAACAGAUAACGGCAGACAGUUCAUCAAUAAGAAAUUGGAAGAAUUCUAUGCGAACUUGGGCAUCAAACACCUCACCAGUUCGGUGGAGCAUCCAUAG